GGGGCGGCGGGAACGGCAUUGCAGGGACGUGGGGUUUUCUUCACACACACACACACAAAAAGCCCGCUGCCGGCGGUAACGGUGGGUGGGGGGAGACUUGCCACCCUGGAGCUCAUGCGCUUCCCGGUACACCGCGCCGCGGUGAGCGCUGCCGGGAUUAGGUGGGCGGGGAGCGGUAAUCCCAGCCUGGUUUUGAAAGCAAGCCCUCAUGUGUAAAGGAGUAAAUCUCGUUUUGGGCCGCUGCCUCGGUUAGCAGAAAACGCAGUGGAACGAGGCGGUCGGUGCAGGACAGAUGUGCUUCCCUGGGUUGGAGCCCGCGGGUGGCUGUUGGAAGCGAGCAGCUCCCUCCAGGCUUUCCCUUGGCACUCGGGUGGUACCGGCAGGCUUUCAGGAAACACACAGGUGCCCUAGAGUCCGGGUUCAGCUUCGUUUUAAAAUAGAAGUCUAUUACCUCAUUACUAUGAUUUGCUAAAAAGAAAAAAAAAAAAAAAGAGGAAAAUAAAAGGAAUUUGUGUGUUCUGGGAUGCUUCCUAACCCUUUCAGCACUGAUCCUAAAUAAUCACCAAGAUCCACGCGGGAAUAUUACGUCCUGCCGGGGAUGGUGAAGGGUGGCCUGGGGAUACCCUCCAGCUGCCACCUCUCCUGGCAUCUCCUUUGUGCCAGAGGCCGCUCCUUGUGCUGAUCCAGUGCCAGGGCCAAGCGCGGGUCUAUCCCGAGCCGCCGCUCCCUUGAGGAGAGGGAAAUAUACCCCGCCUGACUCCCACCGUGUGCCGGGGAACGCCAACCUUCACAGCCACCAAUAACUUCAGGAACAGCCAAAAGUCUCCUCGGCAGUUAUUAGCACGUGUUACUAUUUGUUUACAUUUAAGCUAUGCUUAUUGAUAUGCACAGGCGAGGCAGGCAGCCCUUAGCAAAUUAAUUAAUGGAAAUAAUACGUUAAAAAUCAGUCAGUGGUUGUAAAACACCAUAAUGGUCUAUUGCUCUUAAGUAAGAAACGAGUUAUUUGUGGUUCACAUGGAUUUUGUGAGUGAAUCACCAGGUCAGAUUUGCUAAUGUGGUUGCUGAAAACUGCUACAAUGGUUUAGGAAAGCCAGUAGGUGAAAUUGUUGGCUGUGCAAUUUCGCAGUCCCGAGGUCAUUACAGUCUGGGACUGAGAUGGGCAGCUCUGAUCGGGUUCCUGCUUUUAGUUUCUAAACUUUCAGUCACAAGCUGGGCAGCCCAUUUUUCCAUCAAAUAACCGACAAAGUUAUGAUGAGCUAAUAAAGUUACAAUAAACUGCACUUACUAAAUUGAAAAAUAUUAUAUUUUUUCCAAAACACAAUACAAUUCCAAAAUUUUUCCUUUCUGUUUAAGAGGAGAGAUGGGUUUAUUUUAAAUGUUUUUGUUUCAUCAUAUAUACUACAGCUAGCACUGCAUGCUAGUUAAUAACGCUUUAAAAAAUGUCCUUUAUCUUAACUGGAGAAAACCAGGAAAACUUAGACCUCAGCACUUCUCUGCUGCUAUUCUGCUUUUCUAUUUUUUCUUGCUGCUAAUUGGAUUAAAAGCUGUUUGGGUUACUAUGGCGUCCGGGGAGGAGAUUACUGUCUGUGAAGAUGAAGUAAGGUCUCGGUACAGCCACUUAGAGAAGAUGACAGAUUUGGUGGCUGUUUGGGAAGUAGCUUUAAGUGAUGGUGUUCAUAAGAUUGAAUUUGAACAUGGGACCACUUCAGGAAAACGUGUUGUCUAUGUUGAUGGAAAGGAAGAAAUAAGAAAAGACUGGAUGUUUAAAUUAGUGGGUAAAGAAACAUUCACUGUUGGAGCUACUAAAACAAAAGCUGCUAUUAACAUAGAUGCAGUCAGUGGCUUUGCAUAUGAAUAUACUUUGGAGAUCAAUGGAAAGAGUCUGAAGAAAUAUAUGGAAAACAGGUUAAAAACAACCAAUACUUGGAUAUUGAACUUGGAUGGUACGGACUAUAGAAUUGUUCUAGAAAAGGACACUAUGGAUGUGUGGUGCAAUGGUGAAAAAAUGGAAACAGCGGGUGAAUUUGUCGAAGAUGGGACUGAAACUCACUUCACUGUUGCUGAUCACAGCUGUUGCAUUAAGGCUGUCAGUAGCGGGAAACGAAAGGAGGGAAUUAUUCAUACCCUUAUUGUGAACAACAGAGAAAUCCCAGAGGUGGUGGAGUAGCCUCUAGUUAACUGAUUAUUGUAGGACUAAGAUCAAGAAUUUUCAAUUACUGUGGUAAUUAUUUUAAUAUGUACUACUUGGUACGUCUAGUUUGUGCUGGGUUUAUUUUCUAGUUUCUGUAUAUGAAAUUAUUCUUUUUGAGGACCAGAUGAAAAUAAUUAUAUGCAACCUCUUACAUUAGCAGUUUUUAAAAAACUAUAUAUAUAGAAUGUAUAUUAUAUCACUAAGUGUGGAGAACACUGGUGAACUUCAGUAGAAAUUAUACACCAGGAAAAAAUCUCGCUAUAAUAAAAUGGAAGAUAAAUAUUCAGUUACAAUGAAUCCUUAUAAACUGCAGGUGUAUGUGGAGGGAGGAGAAAGCAUGUGCUGGGUAUUGGAAUAAACUGUUAAAGCUUUCUCAAUUAUUAUUUUUUUCUAUUAAACAGAGUACAAACCUUUUUAGGUGCAGUUAAGAGUUACAGAGUUAAUAAAAAGGUUAUUAAUAAACACAUUGUUACCAAUACUUGUGUAACAGUAUUAAAGUAACACUCAGUUAUGAAAACUGAUUUUUUUUAUUCCAAGUAGGAGAAAGAUGUUACAUUGUGCCAAAAAAUCCUUUAGGUUUUCUGAAAACUUAGAAAUUGUUAAAAUUGUUGCAGUAGUUCAAAAACUCUGUACUGAGUUUUUUCAAAAAAGAAAGAAGAAUUCCUGCCAUGAAAUUGCUUUAAAAAAUGAAAUCUCUUGAACUAAACUGAAAUAAGAACUUAUCCUUGUUCAGCGCUGUCUAACCUUAAAUCUACAGCUCUGUGUUUUCAUGGCAGUAAUGUGUGAAUUGAGAAACAUGAGGAAAAAAGGGAACAGAAGUAGAAAAGAAUUUAUUGCUUAAAUGGAAUAGUUAAAAUAGGAAUAGACUCUUAAGAGCAACCUUGGGAUUUCUUGAGACCAAAAUUCACAUGUAUUAGAGGCUCACACACUACAAAACUACCUUUUCAAAAAUAGGUAUAACUAAUCUUUAAAAUAAGACUAUAAAAAACACCCACUACACAAAUAUGAAUAUAUUAAUUUAAAAGUUUCUUUUGUAAUGGUUUGAAAAAAUUUCCACUUGCAACCUCACAUAAAAGUUCAGAAUUAGACUUUUAUAACUUAAUUUCUUCUGGACUUGUGAGUGGUUCCUAGCACUAUGACUACUAGCUUAGGAGUUGCAGGUGCAAUACAAGUACCCUGGGAAUUCAUUAACAAAUUAUUUUGAAAAGUUGUAUUAAAUGCUACUUUCAUCUGUGUUUUAGAGAUCAGAUGCUCUCCAUCAGCACAGUGCUUUGCCUGUGGGUGAAAUGCUUUUCAUAUGACAACACUGUUGGUUUUGAAUGGUUUUAUGUGAGCCCUUCUCCUCCCCAGGUAAUGACAGUUUUGACUACAGGUGACUUCAGGUGAGAGGCUGACCUGAUACUGACAGGUGAGGUACCAAAGAGGAGCGUUUAUUUCUGUAUUACUGCACUGCUUUAAGCUGUUUAGGUGUUUUAGGCCCAGAACUGGUGGGACAGUUUGGACAAAUCUGGUGGUAGCUUUUUAUUUGGGGCAACACAUCUGUUUUAAACACUGUUAACAUCAGGCAUAGUUUUAGGCUUCAGUAGAGAAAGCUUCCAAGUACCCGAGUGCUGGACUGAAUCCCCUUUGACAGUGGAAUUCCUAUAAUGGCUCUUGGGCUUUUCCAUGUGCUGGCUUCAGGUUGCUGCAGAAGCAAUGUGGGCAUACCUGGCUACAAGGCUGACAGUGUAAUCUUUAAAAGAUAUUGAUAAAGGUAGAUUAAUUGAAGAUCAAUUUCAAGCUGUAGCUUGAACCAGUUCUUUACUAUUUUGUAGCCUUUCAAAGAGAUUUGAAAUUGUCCAAACAUUGCUGAGAAAUCUGAAGCUCAAAUACAGUCCAAAUCACAUUCUUAAGACUAUAUAAAAAAAUACAAGUGAACUGAUAGUGACAUUCAUACUUUUAAUUUUGAAUACAUGCAUCUACAAUAAAACCUGCAACAGCGACUACUGUUGGAUAUCGUGCAGUAUUGUCUCAUGUUUGUCAUAACUACGUGUAUUUAACAGCUUGUCUCUAACUGCGAAACAGCUUUUAUCUGCUACAUUCACCUAUUUAAGUCAAAAGAAAACUUAGGAAUCAAAGGCACAACCAAGACUUUUUGUUUCACUGACAUAUGCAAUAUCUCAGAUUAAGAGAAUGCAAUACAAAAAUGACAGCCUAUGCAAACAUCACGUGUAUAGUCCCCUGCUCAGAACACGGUAAGGUAAAAAGUAAAUGACCAUCUAAAUGUUAAACUGUAUUUUGGGAUGCUCUCCCUUCUGUUUCCACUCACAGACAAUUUUGUCCUAAUCUCCUUAAGGUAUUGCCUUACUCUUUUGUUCAUGGAUAUUUCAGAGUAUUUUGCAUGAGGCACUUUGACCACAGCACAUUACUAAGUAGAGCAUCCUCUUAAAUCUAAGCACUAGACUUUGUUCUGAGGUGAUCUUCACAACAGCAACAGUUUUGAGUAAUUCUAAUUCAGGAUGCUGCUGUUUCCAGCUGCAUAAUGCUUAGUCACCGGGCAACAAGUCAGCAAAUAUUGUGGAAGGGCCCCAACACUGUUGUAAAUGACAAAGGUGUCAGGAUUAGCCAUAUCAUUUACCAAACUGUCAUAUAUCCUAAAGGCAUCCCCCUCCACAGCCAGAGGCAUAAUAAUAUUAGACUGGCCUUUAGUGUAUAAGCCUGUUAAUACUUCAGCCUCAAACACAUACAUUUUAGAGUCCAUUUCCCCCAUAGCGUUAUCCUCCAUAAGGUUUCUUGGGUUCCUUUUAAAGUAGAUGCCAGGUCCAUAAUUUUGUUCUGGAAAAAGAAAGAAAAAUUUUCAGAAGAAGAAGACAAAGUGUUCAACAACUGGUUCUUUUGGGGUGGUAGUUCCAAGAGGCUGCUGCUUGAUUCAGGAUUACACAGGAUGUUACUGCUCAAUAUGUGCCAUCUUUUUGGAAGGAUGUUUGAUUAACUGCUACUUCAGCGAUAACUGUUCAGAUGUAACUGUUUAAUACAGUGGUUGAAACAUCAAGGUCUAAAGUAUUUAUAUAAAUGUAUGACUGCCACUUCAAUUAUCACAGAUCUGAUAAGCACCAAAAGCAGCAAGAUUUUAAUAAUGCAACCGACCAAAAAAAGCUUUGAUAUUUAUAACAAGAGUGUCACAUAAAAGUGCUGUUACAGUUUCAUGUGGAAAAGUGCAAGGAUAUUAGACCAUCAUCCUAUUUACUGCUCCUCAAGUGUGGAAAUGUGCCAUGUACAUUGCAUAGACGAAGAAAGUGGAAAUCUCCACUUUUGAACGGUUUAUUGCCUGAAAUCCCAAUUCUGCAAUCGACAAGCAAAAUGUAACACCCUUCACCUAUUGUAGGAUGAAGCACUAAAAGCUUAUUCUUUCCCUUUCUGAAAACAUCUGUCUACUACAAUAUUUCGUAGAGCCCACAAUUUCUUCCGAGCGUGCUCCCAUCCGAAUGGCAGCUGAGCAGUCAGACUGUGUGCUGUCUCUGACCACACCUGGUCUGAGCACGGGGCUGGGCUAGACAGCCUUCCCAAGUACCUUCAGCCUCAGUAUUCUGUGAUGACUUUGAACAUAUUUUAAGCACCAAGCUGCUGAGUGCAUGUUUGCAGCAGGUAAAUAAGGAUCUUGACUUUCUUUAAAGAGUGAUGCAAAAAAAUAAAACUUGGAAUGGAAUUAUGUGUAUAGUAACAAUUCUGUCAGUAGUGUUUGGGCUAGGCUUGAUUGAAUCCAGGCUUAUUGUCCCAGAGCCUUACUGGCUUUAGAGUAUCAGGGAGGGAAACUUUACUCUAGAUAAUAAAGUAAGCUCAUACCAAUCUAAACGCACAUGAGAAACAAUUAUUGUUUAGGAAUGACAUUUUUUUCUGAUUUUAACCCAAAUUUAGUAGUCAGUCACUGUUCAUUUUGAUUAAAGAUACCAAAGCAAGUUCUUACCUUUUGGUGGAGAAUACAUCCUGUGAAAUCCAGUCUGGCAAACUGAACUACAGAACUCAGCAGGAACCUGCUGGUACAACUUGUGGGUUAUUUUGGAGAUAUCUUGUCUUUCUUCUAUUCUUUUUUUCAUUUGUUGGAAUGCAUCAGAUAGAAGAGGAUUAUGUAUCUUUUCAAUCUGUAACAUAAAUAAAUAACACUGUAGUAUAAGCAGAGACCAA
Messenger RNA from Myiozetetes cayanensis, 6352 nucleotides. RefSeq names its product Fas apoptotic inhibitory molecule (gene FAIM). Gene Ontology annotation, biological process: positive regulation of neurogenesis; canonical NF-kappaB signal transduction; negative regulation of extrinsic apoptotic signaling pathway via death domain receptors. NCBI's taxonomy places the organism in Eukaryota, Metazoa, Chordata, Aves, Passeriformes, Tyrannidae. The transcript has 5 exons. The record is from RefSeq and is a predicted model, not a curated record. Bases 1415 to 2167 code for a protein of 250 amino acids.